Ostertagia ostertagi is the source of this 408-nucleotide messenger RNA. The record is from the annotation of a GenBank genome assembly. Lineage: Eukaryota; Metazoa; Nematoda; Chromadorea; Rhabditida; Trichostrongylidae.
AUGCUCGUUUUGGGCGACAAUUACGCUAUCAAUCUUGGGCCAAUGGUUUAUGAUGCUUUUUAUGAGCAUGCAAAUGAAUUCAAUAUACUGACUCUGAAAGGGUGUGACACGAUGGUGCGUCAUCAGAAACCGAACUGCAAAGUCAAAGUGAAUUAUACGGAGAUGCUAGAGACGUUGAAACCGGAUGUGAUUUUUGUACUUCAAAGGCAUUUGGUGGCUAAGAAGAAACUCAAUUACGAGGUGCUCAUAGAUGAUGAUGAAGUAUUCCAAGAACAGUUAGCUAAAUUGAAUAAGAUGGAGCAAAUUGCUAAAAAGGUUUACAUUCUCCAAGCCUUGCCCUCGCUGCGCAGAAAGAAUUACGACCGAAUUUAUUCUGUAAAGCUUGUGAAGAGAUUAGAGGUGAGAUAA